UCUGACGUGCUGGAACUCACGGACGAAAACUUCGAGAGUCGCGUCUCCGACACGGGCUCUGCGGGCCUCAUGCUAGUCGAGUUCUUCGCCCCUUGGUGUGGACAUUGCAAGAGGCUUGCCCCUGAGUAUGAAGCUGCAGCAACUAGAUUGAAAGGAAUAGUCCCAUUAGCAAAGGUUGAUUGCACUGCCAACACAAACACCUGUAAUAAGUAUGGAGUCAGUGGCUACCCAACCCUUAAAAUAUUUAGAGAUGGUGAAGAAGCAGGUGCUUAUGAUGGGCCUAGGACUGCCGAUGGAAUUGUCAGCCACUUGAAGAAACAAGCAGGACCAGCUUCGGUUCCUCUCAGGUCUGAGGAAGAAUUUAAGAAGUUCAUUAGUGAUAAAGAUGCUUCGGUGGUGGGCUUUUUCAGGGAUUUAUUCAGUGACGGUCACUCUGAAUUCCUAAAAGCAGCCAGCAACUUGAGAGAUAACUACAGAUUUGCACACACCAACGUUGAGUCUCUGGUGAAGGAGUAUGAUGAUAAUGGAGAGGGGAUCACUUUAUUUCGUCCUUCACAUCUUGCUAACAAGUUUGAAGACAAAACUGUGGUAUAUACUGAACAGAAAAUGACCAGUGGCAAGAUAAAAAGGUUUAUCCAGGAAAGCAUUUUUGGUAUCUGUCCUCAUAUGACAGAAGACAAUAAAGAUUUGAUACAGAGCAAGGACUUACUUACAGCCUACUAUGAUGUUGACUAUGAAAAGAAUGCUAAAGGUUCCAACUAUUGGAGAAACAGAGUGAUGAUGGUGGCAAAAAAAUUCCUGGAUGCUGGACACAAACUCAACUUUGCUGUAGCUAGCCGUAAAACCUUUAGCCAUGAGCUGUCCGACUUUGGCUUAGAAAGCACUACUGGAGAGGUUCCUGUUGUAGCAAUCAGAACUGCUAAAGGAGAGAAGUUUGUCAUGCAGGAAGAGUUCUCGAGGGACGGGAAGGCUCUGGAGCGGUUCCUGCAGGAUUACUUUGAUGGCAACCUGAAGAGAUACCUCAAGUCUGAACCUAUCCCAGAGACCAACGAUGGGCCUGUCAAGGUUGUGGUAGCAGAAAAUUUUGAUGACAUAGUGAAUAAUGAAGAUAAGGAUGUGCUGAUUGAAUUUUAUGCCCCUUGGUGUGGUCACUGUAAGAAUCUGGAGCCCAAAUAUAAAGAACUGGGAGAGAAACUCAGCAAAGACCCAAAUAUUGUUAUAGCCAAGAUGGAUGCCACAGCUAAUGAUGUGCCUUCUCCAUAUGAAGUCAAAGGUUUUCCUACCAUCUACUUUUCACCAGCCAACAAGAAGCUAAAUCCAAAUAACCUUUUUUUUUUUCAGGGUGGCCGUGAAUUAAAUGAUUUUAUUAACUAUCUACAACGAGAAGCUACAACCCCCCCUAUAAUUCAAGAAGAAAAACCCAAGAAGAAGAAGAAGGCACAAGAGGACCUCUAA
Messenger RNA from Cricetulus griseus (Chinese hamster), 1455 nucleotides. RefSeq names its product protein disulfide isomerase family A member 3 (gene Pdia3). Gene Ontology annotation, molecular function: protein disulfide isomerase activity. NCBI's taxonomy places the organism in Eukaryota, Metazoa, Chordata, Mammalia, Rodentia, Cricetidae. Gene Ontology annotation, cellular component: cell surface; endoplasmic reticulum. Gene Ontology annotation, biological process: response to endoplasmic reticulum stress; protein folding. The record is from RefSeq and is marked provisional.